Messenger RNA from Miniopterus natalensis, 3415 nucleotides. It is a transcript of the gene SLC7A6, whose product is annotated as solute carrier family 7 member 6. Gene Ontology annotation, cellular component: membrane. Lineage: Eukaryota; Metazoa; Chordata; Mammalia; Chiroptera; Miniopteridae. Gene Ontology annotation, molecular function: L-amino acid transmembrane transporter activity. The record is from RefSeq and is a predicted model, not a curated record. Gene Ontology annotation, biological process: amino acid transmembrane transport.
GCCACGUGAGACGCUGCGGAGAUUAAAUGGCCAAGACAGACAAGUGGAAUUAGGCCUUGGUAUGGAGACUUUAUUUUCUUCAUUUAUGAUGAGGCGGCUAAUGAAACUGUGAUGGUUACUUGUUUCUCACAGGCUGUAGUAAACACAGGUGUGAAGGAACCGUUUGCCAUGGAAGCCAAGGAGCUGGAGAGCCCAGCGUCCACAUAUCAUUUCAUUCCUGAGGCCAGCCAGCCCAGGGAGGAAGAUGACAGCGUGCCACCUCAGGGGACCACAGAAACUAUGCAGCUGAAGAAGGAGAUCUCUCUGCUGAAUGGGGUCAGCCUGGUGGUAGGCAACAUGAUUGGCUCAGGAAUCUUUGUCUCACCCAAGGGCGUUCUGGUACACACAGCUUCCUAUGGGUUGUCGCUGGUCAUAUGGGCUAUUGGCGGACUUUUCUCCGUUGUGGGUGCCCUUUGCUAUGCAGAACUGGGGACCACCAUCACCAAGUCUGGGGCCAGCUAUGCUUAUAUUCUAGAGGCCUUUGGGGGCUUCAUUGCCUUCAUCCGUUUGUGGGCCUCCCUGCUAAUUGUUGAGCCCACCAGUCAGGCCAUCAUCGCCAUCACCUUCGCCAACUACAUCAUCCAGCCCUCUUUUCCUACCUGUGAUCCCCCAUACCUGGCCUGCCGUCUCCUCGCUGCUGCUUGCAUAUGUCUGCUGACGUUUGUGAACUGUGCCUAUGUCAAGUGGGGCACACGUGUACAGGACACGUUCACUUAUGCAAAGGUCCUAGCUCUCAUUGCCAUCAUUGUCAUGGGCCUUGUUAAACUGUGCCAGGGACACUCUGAGCACUUUCAGGACGCCUUUGAGGGUUCCUCCUGGGGCAUGGGAGACCUCUCUUUCGCCCUCUACUCUGCCCUCUUCUCUUACUCAGGUUGGGACACCCUUAAUUUUGUAACAGAAGAAAUCAAAAACCCAGAAAGAAAUUUGCCCCUGGCCAUUGGGAUUUCUCUGCCAAUUGUGACGCUCAUCUACAUUCUGACCAACGUGGCCUAUUACACAGUGCUGAGCAUUUCAGAUGUCCUUGGCAGUGCUGCCGUGGCCGUGACAUUUGCUGACCAGACAUUUGGCAUGUUCAGCUGGACCAUCCCCAUUGCUGUUGCGCUGUCCUGCUUUGGGGGCCUCAACGCGUCUAUCCUUGCUUCAUCAAGGUUGUUCUUUGUGGGCUCCCGUGAGGGCCACCUCCCAGACCUUCUGUCCAUGAUUCACAUUGAGCGUUUUACACCCAUCCCUGCUUUAUUGUUCAAUUGCACAAUGUCACUCAUCUACCUCAUUGUGGAGGAUGUUUUCCUGCUCAUCAACUACUUCAGCUUCAGCUACUGGUUCUUUGUGGGCCUGUCUGUUGCUGGACAGCUCUACCUACGCUGGAAGGAGCCUGAGCGGCACCGGCCUGUCAAGCUGAGCCUGUUUUUUCCCAUCGUGUUCUGCAUAUGCUCCUUGUUUCUGGUGAUUGUGCCCCUCUUUGGAGACACCAUCAAUUCCUUCAUUGGCAUUGGGAUCGCCCUCUCGGGAGUUCCUGUUUACUUCCUGGGUGUUUACCUGCCAGAGUCCCGGAGGCCAGUCUUUGUUCGGAAUGUCCUUGCUGCUAUCACCAAAGUCACCCAGAAGAUUUGCUUUUGUGUCCUGACUGAGCUAGAUGUACCUGAAGAGAGAAAGGUUGAGAAGAAAAGUGACUAGAGGCCAGAGGUGAAGUCCCCUGAGGCCUGGAAGGUUGCCUACCUGUGGCCAUAGCCACCAAAGUCCGGAUGAUAAGACUGUGUGGGCACAGCCCUCUUGUACUAAAGGAGCCUGUUGGCCCACAUUAUGUAAGGGGCUGAGGGCUGAUGGCCUCUUUAGGUGGCCACUCUCACUGGUAAACUCUGGGAGGAGACUCAAGAGUCUGGGGCCAGCCCGAAGGUGGAGAUGCCAGAGGGUGGUGGUUGUGGGGGGCUUGGGAAUGGUGGUUGUUUUGUUCUUGGUGGCUGGGUGCAUCCCUUACAGACACUUAGUGAGUUGCGCUGGGGGAAGGAGUGCUAGCUAGAUUAAUAGCUAUGGCUGGUAGUUUCUGAAUUUGAUAUUUGAGGUUUGAACCAGGAGUCUCUAUAAAGGGGCUGCUUUUAUGGGAAGUUUUCUUCUGACCAGGUCCAGGCACCUGACUUUAUAGGCCUGAAAUGCUACCCUUUCUUCUUCUGGUUCAAAAGCCUUCCCUGGGGAGAUGCUUGUAUUCCAUUAUUUACUGAUAAUAUUUAACCCAGAACACCAAUUCUAGCCAAGUAUUCACCUAUAAGAUGCAAUAGACUGUUUAUAAAUUCAGAGUACCAAAAGCUGAGUCCCUCUGUCCUUAGAGGUGCCUCUAUGUGGUGGUGGAUCAGACUCUGACCACAGACUUUUUUUUUUGCUUGGUUUUAGCACAAUCUUCUGUAGAGUCUUACCUGCAAAGGUGCUUUAAAGAUUUUUUACUCAUGUACCUGUUACACUUUAGUAUAUAUAGGUCAUGUUACAAGCACCUGGCUCAAGUUCAGCAAGGACAGAUGAACACAUUCAUGAGUCAGAAGUCUGACAAUAUUACUAUUUUGAAGGAUAACCCCUUAUUUUACUUGAGGCCUGGUUUUUGUUCUAGUCGAUAAAUCUGUCUCUGGUGAGGACAGAAACUUCUAGAGUUGAGGUGGAUCACCUGAAUUCUUUCAGCUGUCAAUGUCUCAUGGACCCAAGCCACCAAAUAGCUUGUUUCUCUCUGUAAGGGUCGGUAUGAGGGACUGCUGUGCAGACCCACGCAAGCCCACCUAGGUGCUAGACGUGGUUGUUUUCUUCUUCUGAAAACUACACCAGGCUGCAUCCUCUUCUGUCCCCAAUACCAGACUUUGUUUACACUGAGCCGCCUCGGUGCGGAUCAUCAGGACAGUGCACUCCUCUCCUGCCUGCCUCCUGGUGCGAGGUCCGGUAGGGCUUCAGUCUCAGGAAGACCUCGGUACUCAUGGGGCCUUUUUUCCCUGUGAUCAGUGAAGACUGGGGGAAAAGCUGCUUUAACCUCAAUUUGGCUCCUCAGCAUAUGGCACGAUUGGAAACACUAAUUUUGGUGCUCAGGCUGCUCUUAAGCACCCAGGUCAGGCCAGAGCACUAGGUCUGGCCUAAUGGAUGCUCCCUCGUAGGCAGCUUGGCUGCACUGGAUUGUACAACUGUCCCAGGAUGACCUCAGACAUAGUCAUCCUUGGCCCAGAAGAACCUGCUGGCUUGGCAUGCCCCUUGGGCUUCUUGUCCUUAGGUUUUGGAAUUGAUCGAUGGUAAAGACAAGAACUAUGAGGCAAUCUCCCUUUCUGACCAUUCUUCUCCAGCAAACUGGCCCACCUCAGACAAGGGGGUAACCUUGGUCAUACUUGCUCAAUAAAAACAAUUUAGGGGA